Molecule: messenger RNA, 1824 nt
Organism: Somion occarium
Lineage: Eukaryota; Fungi; Basidiomycota; Agaricomycetes; Polyporales; Cerrenaceae
Source: the annotation of a GenBank genome assembly
AAGUACUUGUCUACGACAGUUUUGGCGAUGAGCGAGAAUGGUACGCCAAGCCAAGAAGCUUAGAGCUAAAUCUCGGUGCAACAGUGCAUCUAAUUAAUCUAAUCUCAGAUUCUCACACGUGCAUUCUUUGCUUCAAACCGGGUGCUUGCUCUGUGACUGCACUUACUGUAUAGUUCUUGAACGGCACCUGCUUUCUAAUGGCCCGCAGGCUCAUUUCCAGUGAUCAUACCUGACUAACGAAGAAACCAAUAUUUCAUGGAUUCGCGGUCAUCAUCGUCCGAACGCUAAGUUCCCCACAGUGCUCCUAAGGUGAACUCUGGGGAGGAAAGUGCUCAAGGGUGUUGCGAACUUCAAGGCUUCAAGUUUCGGUUCUCUCGUAAGUAAGUCACCCGUUAUUUAUCAUGGCUGCGUGAUGUAAUUCGGCAUGCUGGUGUCUGCAAGUCCAAGCUUUCGUGACAUUGAUAUCGCAUUGAUGAGAAGUGGCUUGAAUUUCCUAGGCUUUGACCUGCGUUGACCUUGCUUUGGUCUUCGGCCGCGAAGCCAAGUAUUCACACAUAGCAACCAUGUGAUGAACUACUAUAGUGGCUCCAAUGCAUUGACCUCACUCAAAGUGCAUAAAUAGCUUGUGUACAUCUUCACCAAAAUAACCAACACGCCAUCUCCACCUGUGCUCUUCAGCUUCAGUGUUGUUUACUCAAGCUCGCCGUCUACGAUGUCCGAAUACGUCCGAAUGCAUCCCGAUGGUAACCAUUCUUUAAUACGGUGCCCUGAUCUGGCAUGUGAUACACAAGUUGCAAGAUUUGAGGAUUGGCUAGCGCACGUUCGGACGCACGUCAUGGAUGGGAGGGAUAGCACCGCUUGCCCGUGGAUGGGAUGCGACCGCAUAUAUCAGCGUCGACAUAAACUCUACGAACACGUCAAAUCACACAUUGGAUUUAAUGAUCGCAUAUGUCUGCAUUUGACUGAUUCGCGGCCAGAAAAUAGAGUGCGCUGCACCUACAGCACUUGUUAUUCCCAUUCUCUCGGCAUACACAGGAGCACUGUUCAUGGUUACGACAAGGACUUCCGAACUUCCGUCGACCCUUACGUUGAUGACCUCUCUCAGGACCUUGAGAAUGUUGUGCUCUCAGGUGGAAAUAUUGAGCGGGCGCGAAACCCAGCGGGAGGUGACCGCCGUUACGAUGGCGAUGGCGGUAACCCCCAUUUCCAACCUGAGGAUAUUAAGGCUGAACCGGAGGACCUGGAUGUUCCAGAACCCGGUAUUGGUGUUGAGGGAGAUGGAGCACCAGUUGCAGCUAUGCCGAUGAAUGGACCCGGUAUCCCUGGACCUGCUGGACCCAUGCACAACAUGUUCGGCCAGAACCUUCCCGAUGAAAACGCUAACCCCUGGAUUCCAUAUCUUCCGCAGCGAGGUCAAAUUUAUAGGGUUCGCCGCAGAAGCAUUAUUACCUACACUCCUCGCGUUUUCUGGCAACUUGAAUUUAUCGCGCAAGACUUCGGAAUGUACCGUCGCAUAGUUCGCAACAUCGAGCAUCGAGAGGUUGUGUACGAAAUUGCUCCUGUAAUAUUCUAACAGAAUGUUCAGCAAGUCUUCUAGUGGGGUUAUAGGAAGUUUACUUCCACCUAGGUUCCGAUGGAUUUUGACUGCCUAUUCUCUCUUCACUUCUCUGAUACCCCCCUCUCCUCAGAAAUCUGUAUAAUACGACGCUCCUUUGCAUUGUCCGUAUGAUAUCUCCGAACACUUAGAAGUAUGGUUAUCUUGAUAUCUCUCGUGUCUGUAACUCCCUAUCAUCAAGCAAGAAUUUAACGAUCUUGGAAGAGUUC